AUGCAGACAGAUAAUGUGGCCAUUAGCCAACCACCUCCGGCACAUAUUCCAGAUAUGGGGCCAAUGUCUGAAGGCAGUGGAAUAGUUGAUCAGCCACAACAGACAUCAACCACCAGCUCCAUACAUUCUGAAGAUCAUGUACAAGCAGAGAUGCCCACCACUCCGUUUGAUAAUAUUGCUGAAGUGGCCCGCGAAAUGGACUCUAACCAUGAAAGUCACCGUCGCAAAAUGGAGGGAAGUAUGAUAUUUCUCGCCCAAUGUGUGGAUCGUCUUGCCGAUAAUGUGGAGGAAAGUUCAAAAGAGCGACGUGAAAAAGAAAACCUCACUGAAAUCCAGCACACCCAAAUUAUAGAUGGUCUGAACAACAUAAACGGGACUUUCUGCCAAAUUAACACCUUGCUCACUCAGUCCUCAUCCACCUCUAUCUCGAUGGCAACAAGUCUGGCGGUCAUUGCAGAUGAGCUACGGCGAUCACAUGUAACUAUAAGUGACUUUCCAAGCCCUUUCCUGUCCAACACACCCCAGGAGACAUAUGUUCCACGGCCCACUCCCUCAUCUAUCAGAGUGUCUCAUGCUCAACAAGAAGGCACUGCAUCCUCUUUGCGGAGAAGGCUAAUGGACGAGCAGGAAGGCCACCAGCACACUCAAGAUAAUUUCUGGGGGCUAAUAACUAGGCACUGA
Messenger RNA from Pseudophryne corroboree (corroboree frog), 681 nucleotides. RefSeq lists its product as uncharacterized. Bases 1 to 681 code for a protein of 226 amino acids. The record is from RefSeq and is a predicted model, not a curated record. Lineage: Eukaryota; Metazoa; Chordata; Amphibia; Anura; Myobatrachidae. The transcript has 3 exons.